GUAAAUCCACCCAAUCCUGCUCUCCUUGUUCUCCCAAAGGUUCCCACUGAAGCCAACAGGGGGCUUUGAAGGGAUGGAGAAAGUCAGUUUGGGCUCAUUAUUUGGCACCCUAUUUUACUAUUUCAGAAGACACAUUGACAGGAAUCAACUUGGUGAGGAAAGAUUCAGACUGGCUCCGUUCAACAAUCGUCAUUGCACGAUACUGCAUUUGCCGUGUGGGGGAAGCAACGGCUGCUAGUCCAGUAUUGAAUGUCUCCUAUCAGGCCAUUUAAUCAGCUCCAGUUGUGACCGCUUCAGCAUAAAAAUCUCAGUGGAAACUGCUGGAAUGUGGAGAGUGGGAAGGAGGCACUGACAUGCCGGAGGCAAAGAACUUUAUUUGCUCUAGGCUCUAUCGUUAUUGCAUAUAAAAGGCUUAAAGGAACUGAAAUACUAAAGGAGAGGAGAAGGUCAGAAGACAAGUGGAGCUACCAUUACAGAGACCAGCAAUAGACAUGGGGAGAGCUGCUCUGAAAACUCUCCUCUCUUUACUCUGUCUAGCAGCAACGGUUUGUCAGGCUCAGGACACCUGCCCAGAGGUGAGCUUAGUGGGUUUCAACAGUAUCGAUAAACUCUCCAUUCUCCGAGGCAGCCCUGGAAUUCCAGGUGCUACAGGGCCCAAAGGAGAACCAGGAAAUGCAGGAAUGAAAGGAGAACGGGGACCUCCGGGGAUCCCCGGAAAGGUGGGAAAAACUGGCCCAAAAGGAGAAAGAGGUCCUGCUGGCCGCCCUGGAGCGAAAGGAGAUAAAGGAGCCCUGGGAGCUACAGGAGCCCCUGGAACACCUGUGGAGGAAGACCUGGAAGACAGAAAGUGUAAGAAAGGAGCAAAGAACUGCAAGGAGCUGUUAGCUAGAGGAAUCCGCAUGAGCGGCUGGUACACCAUCUACCCUAGUGACUGUAAAGGCAUGACCGUGCUGUGUGACAUGCACACAGAUGGCGGAGGAUGGAUUGUGUUCCAGAGACGGGCGGAUGGCUCUGUGGAUUUUUACCGUGACUGGAAUACAUACAAAAGAGGUUUUGGCAGCCAGCUGUCAGAAUUCUGGCUGGGGAAUGACAAUAUCCACCUGCUGACGUCCCUUGGUCCAAAUGAGCUUCGUGUCGAUCUCAGAGAUUUUGACAACAAGUAUGAAUUUGCUACAUUCUCAUCAUUCAAAGUUACCGGGGAGACUGAGACAUACAGGCUGAUCAUUGGACCCUUUGUGAAUGGUACUGCAGGGGAUUCUUUAAUGGCACAAAACGGCAUGAUGUUUUCAACACACGACCGUGACAAUGACUGGUCUUCAACUAACUGUGCUGAAGUCUCUAAAGGGGCCUGGUGGUACAGGGAUUGUCAUUGGUCCAACUUGAACGGAUUAUACCUGAAAGGAGCCCAUGAAAGCUAUGGGGUAAACUGGAUUUCAUCCAAAGGGGACAGGUACUCCUACAAAAUGGCAGAGAUGAAAAUCAGGCCUGCGUAGCCAAUCAGGGAGGCACUCAUAAUAAUUAUACUGAGCUCUUAUACAGCAGUUAUAGGCCUGUCAUAAUGAACAUUAAUCUGAAGAUGACACUAAAGAUCUUUUCUUUAUGCACCAGCCACAAGGGGGCAGACAUCAUCAUAGACACUUACCCAGCGCAGUGCACUAGGACUAGAGCAGGUAAAAAAAGAUAAAAAUAGUUUUAUGGGGAAAAAAUUGAAUUUUUCAGUUGUUUUCAUUUCAAAAGUUUCUAAAUUAACCCAUUUUUGCUUUUGGCUUUUGUGCAUUAAAAAAGUAUGAUUUUUUUCCUGCCAAACAAAACA
Chelonia mydas (Green sea turtle) is the source of this 1813-nucleotide messenger RNA. Its product is annotated as ficolin-1-like. The transcript has 10 exons. Bases 492 to 1493 code for a protein of 333 amino acids. NCBI's taxonomy places the organism in Eukaryota, Metazoa, Chordata, Testudines, Cheloniidae. The record is from RefSeq and is a predicted model, not a curated record.